Messenger RNA from Calidris pugnax (ruff), 1422 nucleotides. RefSeq names its product endogenous retrovirus group K member 18 Pol protein-like. The record is from RefSeq and is a predicted model, not a curated record. The transcript has a single exon. Bases 1 to 1422 code for a protein of 473 amino acids. NCBI's taxonomy places the organism in Eukaryota, Metazoa, Chordata, Aves, Charadriiformes, Scolopacidae. Gene Ontology annotation, molecular function: RNA-directed DNA polymerase activity; aspartic-type endopeptidase activity. Gene Ontology annotation, biological process: RNA-templated DNA biosynthetic process; proteolysis.
AUGGGGCUUUUUGUUCUGCCUGGAAUAAUUGAUGCUGAUUUUACGGGAGAAAUCAAAAUUAUGGCUUGGACACCGUCUCCGCCUUGUUUUGUUCCAAAAGGACAACGAAUUGCACAAUUAGUACCUCUCCCUUCCGUGACCAUCCCUGGGGAAGGGAAUCGCAAAGGGGGAUUUGGGAGCACUGGAAAACCUGUAGUUUUGUGGUCAAAGCAAGUGUCUAAAGAACAGCCUUUGUUACGUUGCCAGGUCCACGAUAGGCACUUUUCUGGUUUGGUGGACACAGGAGCAGAUGUCACUAUCAUUAAUAUAUCAGACUGGCCUCCUGAAUGGCCACUGAGAGAUCCCACCUCCGCUAUUGUGGGGGUAGGAGGUCUUCAGAAACCCAAACAAAGUGCAAAGAUACUAACUUUCAAGGGACCUGAGGGUCAGAUUGCACAUGCAGCUCCUUACAUCCUCCCCGUGCCCUGUACAUUAUGGGGCUGUGCCCUGUACAUUAUGGGGCCGAGACUUGUUAAGCCAGUGGGGAAUCUUCCUGAAAACAAAUUUUCAAUAGGGGCUAUUGACAAGCAGCAGACCCUUUCAUUGACAUGGAAAUCAGAAAAAACUGUUUGGGUAGAUCAAUGGCCCCUGAAAAAGGAUAAACUGCUGCAUUUGCAUGACUUAGUACAGGAACAAUUGGCCGCUGGCCACAUUGUACCUACUACCAGCCCGUGGAACACUCCUGUGUUUGUAAUACCUAAAAAAGGUGGCAGAUGGCGAUUGAUACAUGAUCUUAGAGCGAUAAAUGCAGUCAUUGAGCCCAUGGGUGCGCUACAGCCUGGUCUUCCUUCACCUUCUAUGCUGCCUCAAAAUUGGCCAAUAGCCAUCAUUGAUCUCAAAGACUGCUUUUUUGCUAUUCCUCUACACCCAAAGGAUGCACCACGGUUUGCAUUCUCUGUACCAGCUGUCAAUCAGGAACAGCCCACACGACGAUAUCAUUGGACUGUGUUGCCACAAGGUAUGCUAAAUAGCCCAACUAUCUGCCAAUUAACUGUAGCAAAUGCUUUACAACCUGUCCGAAAUGCAAACCCUCAUGUUAUAAUUUAUCAUUACAUGGACGACAUACUUAUAGCUGCUGAAAAGGACAAAGACCUGCAGAUAGUCGUCUGCCAAGUCCGCCUUGCUGUCCAAGGAGCAGGCUUGCAGAUAGCUGAGGAAAAGGUCCAACGUGAACCACCCUGGAAAUACCUAGGAUGGAAAAUUACAACUCACCCCAUCCAGCCACAAGCACUCCAGCUGGCGUUACAAAUAAAGACUCUGAAUGAUCUGCAAAAAUUGUUGGGAACUAUAAACUGGCUCAGACCUUUUCUGGGUAUCACCACACAAGAUCUGCACCCUCUGUUUCAAUUGUUACCCCUGACUAACCGAACCUUAUGUAUCUAA